This is a messenger RNA of Dictyostelium purpureum, 2703 nucleotides long. RefSeq lists its product as uncharacterized. The record is from RefSeq and is a predicted model, not a curated record. NCBI's taxonomy places the organism in Eukaryota, Evosea, Eumycetozoa, Dictyosteliales, Dictyosteliaceae. The transcript has 3 exons. Gene Ontology annotation, molecular function: chromatin binding. Gene Ontology annotation, cellular component: nuclear inner membrane. Bases 1 to 2703 code for a protein of 900 amino acids.
AUGAGUGAAGAUAAUAAACCAACAUCAAGAAUAUCAAGUGUAAAGAAAAAACUACAAUCAGCAGGAUUAACAGAUCAGCCAAGUGGCACCCAAAGAGUUUCAAGUAUUGUAGCAAAGUCUAAAGAUCCAUCAAGUUUAACAAAUUCAACUAGUGGUUCAUUACUUAGAAAGAAAUUAACAAAUACAAUUGCAAGUAGUGGUUCAACAAUCGCAAAUAGUCUAAAGCAAACUGAUGAUGAAAUUAAAAAAACAAGAAGAAAAUCAUUUGGUGAACAAAAAGAAAAAGAAACUUCUCCAACAAUAACUACAACCACUAUUAAUACCACAAGUAAAUUAAAACCAAAAUCAACUUUAACUUCAUCUACUAUCGGUAAACCAUCAUCAUCAUCAUCAUCAUCAUUAUCAAAUAGUAAACUUUCAAUUACCCCAUCAUCUACAACUUCCAAAUUAACUAAAUCAACAACAGCAGCUGAUCAAAAAGAGAAAGUAGUAACUAAAAAAACAUCAAGUGAAGAAAAAUCAACAGCAUCAACUUCAACUAUAUUACCACCAGCACCAUCACUUUUAUCAUCAGUUAUAUAUACUAAACCAUUAAAAGAUAGUGAUGAUAAUAAAAAAGAAACAACAGCUACCACAACCACCACAACUACAAAUACCACCUCUACACCAACAACACCAAGUAUAAAUAAAGUUGUUAAAAGUUUAAAACGUAAAUCAAUUGAAUCUGGUAAUAUUUUCCAAUUUGACCAAGCUAAAGAAGAAGCAGUUGCAGCAAUUAUAAAUACUGAAACUCAAAUUAGUAAGGAUAAAUCAGAAAAGGAUAUCACCAAAAAGAAACAAAGAGUUACAAUCAAUAGUGAUGAGGAGGAUGAUCAAGAAGAGUUUGAAGAGUCAGGUUUAAAGAAAAAGAAAUCAAGUAAAUCCGGUGAAAAGAAGAAGAAAUCCUCAUCUAAAAAAUCAAAAUCUACCGAAGAUGAAGCCGAUAUGAAUGAAGAGGGUAAUGAAGAAAAGAAAAAGAAGAAAAAGAAAAGAGUUUCAACUAUUAUAUCAACAUCCACAACUGGUACUGAAGAAGUAGAAUCACUUUUCGAUGGUUCUUCAAGUGUUAUCGGAACUACAUCAAACGUUGCAACUAAAAAAUCAAAAUCAUAUCCAAAAACUCCACUUCCAAAUAAAAUUAAAUCAUAUGAUGAAAUUAUGGAGGAACAUGAUGAAGAAAUUGCACAACAACCACAACAACCAAUUCAAACCAAUAACAGCAUUAAUACCGCCACUAUCACCAACCAACCACAAUAUUAUCAACCACCAACUAAAACACCAUCAUACUUUAACGAUAAAUUUUCAAAUAGCUCAAAUAGAAAUAAAAAUGUUUACUAUACACCAAAAAGUGCACCAGCCACACCAAAUACCACAUCACAAUCCAUUCAUAACUAUCCAGAAAGUCCAUCUCCAGCAGCAGUAGCUAAUGGAUUCGAAUAUUCCGAUUCACCAAUUACCAUUCCAAAUAUUUCAAAUAUUUCAUUUAAUAGUGACCGUGACAUUUCAUUCCAAACCGAUGAACAAUUUUUAAACGCCGAAGCUGACGAAGACUACGAUUCCAAAAAACAACUUAAAUUUGCACAAAAACAAGAAAAGAUGAAAAUUAUUUCAAAUUCAAAAUUGGGCGAAUCAAAGCUAAGAUAUGUUUUACUUGUCAUUUCCUUUGCAACAUGGUUCUAUUUAUUAUUCCUUUUAUUUUCUUUUUUUUAUCAUUUUAACGAUCCAAUUUUCUGUGAUACCGGUGUAAUUCCAAAGAAAUUUGGGGAUAAAUUAAGUUGUAUUCCAUGUCCAGAUAAAGGUAUUUGUAUGAAUGGUUUAUUUGAUUCAUGUAUCGAUGGAUAUGUACCAAGAGAUAAUGAAUGUAUUUUAAAUCCAAAUAAAGUAGAAUCAUUAGUAUCAACCAUCAGUCAAAUUGAUUUAAUUCUUCGUGACAGAAGAGGUCUCUAUGAAUGUGGCUCCAAAGAUACUUUCCAUAUGACUGCUGACGAAUUAAUGAAAGAAAUUACUAAAAGAAAUUGGUUCUCUAAAAAUAAAGCUAUUGAAUCAUUCAACACUAUUCUUGACUUUGUCGAUAAUAGAAGGGAUUCCGAAGAAAUUGGAUUAGAUUCAAAAUUAUUAUCACCAAUUAGUGUAACAUUCGAAGAUGAACAAUUUAAAUAUUAUACAAAUAAUCAAGGUAUUAGACCAUUAUGGUGUCAAACAAUGUUUUUCUUUAAAAACUUAAUUAAAUCAAACUUACAUUAUAUUGGUAUUGUUAUUAUUGGUAUUUUAACAUUUAAAGGUUAUCAAUACAAUAAUAAAAAGAAACAAGAAGAAUUAUUAGCUAUCGAUUUUUAUACAAAGAAAGCCAUUAGAGUACUUCAAGAGCGUAAAGAAUUUGAAGAAUCAUAUGUUUCAGAGUUGUUUUUAAAGGAUGAGGUUGUUGGAACUACCGACGAUAAGAAGUUAAAUAGAAUUUGGACCAAAGUUUUAGAAAAGCUCGAAUCAAAUGUUAAAAUUUUAAAUACUGUUAGAUACAUCCACGGUGAAUCAAGACCAACUUUUGAAUGGGCCGAUAAUAAAACUCCAAGAAAAUCAAUUCAAUCUCCAAUCGAAUUUGACCAUGACGAAAAAUCAAAAGAUUUUGGUUAUGAACAACCAUCAUUUGAUGAUUCAUUUAAUUAA